AUUUAUUGUAUUACAUUAUGUCAGUUACGUGAUUCCCACAUGCUUCCUCUCCACCUACGCCAGUCUCACGUCCAAACCUCCAGUUCUCCAAUGCCAUCCUCUUCGCCCCUACAAGACAUCCACCACCAGAACUCAUCGUCCUACACGCUUGCCACCGUGCACAUCGACGAUGGCCCAUCAUCGCCCCAUUCUGUGAUCACCCCCCUUCUCACCGACGAAGCUUCCACUUACGGUGCCACCAUCCCCCGCUGGGCUCGUCCACGACAGCCAUCAUCUCGCAGGCUCAUUUUCAUGGCCGCUCUCAAGAUGGCUGCUGUCUUUGUCAUUAGUACUGCUAUUCUGGGUGGUACAUUGUGGCUUGCACUGCCUACUCUCGACGAAGAUGACCGGCCUCUUCUUCGGAUUCCCAAGUCAUUUGCCCAACUUCAGGCACUUAACAGUCUGUUGAAGAAAUACCGUGACAUCUAUCCAUAUCGUAUCGUCAUUUGUUAUGUGGUAACUUAUCUCUUUCUCCAGGCCUUUUCCCUCCCUGGGUCUAUGUAUCUAUCAAUCCUCGGUGGUGCUGUCUGGGGUGUGCCUCGGGCUUUGCCUCUCGCGUGUGCCUGUGUCGCUACUGGCGCCACCCUGUGCUAUCUCAUCAGCGCCGCUUUUGGUCCUGCCCUCCUUACUGUUCCCAAGUGGAAAGCCCGCCUUGACAGGUGGUCCGACAAGAUACGAUCUCAGAAAGACAACCUGAUAUCUUUCCUAAUCGUCCUACGCAUUGCCCCACUGCCUCCUCAUUGGGUUGUUAACGUCAUCUGUCCCCACGUUGGUAUCGGAAUUAUUCCUUUCUGGAUAAGCACGUUCUUCGGAAUAUUCGGUGUCAGUGUCAUCCAUACCACUAUUGGUGGAGGUCUCGAUGAAAUGACUUCUGCAGCUGACUUUCAUCUCAUCUCGUGGCGGAACUUCUUCCUACUCUCCGCUGUUGUUGUCGGUGUCCUCAUUCCGGUUGGUCUUCGCUACUACUUCAAGCCUCAAGUUGCUUCAGCCGUGGAUGUAGAGCAAGGCCCGUCAGAAGAGGACGUAGAAGAAGAAGAAGAAGACCAGAUACUGGCUGCGGGACCUAGCGCACCCCUGAACAAAGCUAAAACUCCACAGCUGGUGAAUUUGUUGGACGAGGAGAGUGAAGAUGAUUACGAGGAUGAAAUUGAUGAAGAUGUAAUAUUAGAGGCCGGACCAGCAAUAGUCAUCAAGAACACGAACAGCGAAAACAGUCAGAACAGUAGAAAUCAAGGCAAUUCAACUGAUCUCAUCUAACGGUGUGUUUGAGGGACCUAUUUAUCUCAUUCUUUGUAUCCAUAUCCGUAUUAUUAUGCUAUCACGGGACACUUGCGUUAUUCAUCGUCAUCUGCAGUGUUCUAUUACUUAGACUUUUACUUCGCCGGCGACGUUAUCAGGUUUUAGAGCUAUACAAUUGGUAGUUUUUAAAUGGCGAUUAUCACUGUAAUGGAAUCGAACAUCUCGCAUUAUUCCGUCACUGUAGUAUUCCAUCGAGUCACCAACUACGAGACUCAUGUACGGCUUUUUGUGAUGUCUGAAUUCAGACAAAAAAGCACAUAUAAACAUUUCAUUUCAGUUCAU
Molecule: messenger RNA, 1620 nt
Organism: Serpula lacrymans var. lacrymans S7.9
Lineage: Eukaryota; Fungi; Basidiomycota; Agaricomycetes; Boletales; Serpulaceae
Exons: 3
Coding region: 40-1296 (418 amino acids)
Cellular component (GO): endoplasmic reticulum membrane
Source: RefSeq, a predicted model, not a curated record